This is a messenger RNA of Diachasmimorpha longicaudata, 1330 nucleotides long. RefSeq names its product odorant receptor 13a-like. The record is from RefSeq and is a predicted model, not a curated record. Gene Ontology annotation, molecular function: odorant binding; olfactory receptor activity. Gene Ontology annotation, cellular component: plasma membrane. Lineage: Eukaryota; Metazoa; Arthropoda; Insecta; Hymenoptera; Braconidae. Bases 122 to 1330 code for a protein of 402 amino acids. Gene Ontology annotation, biological process: detection of chemical stimulus involved in sensory perception of smell; sensory perception of smell. The transcript is spliced from 7 exons.
CCCGAGGUGCGUUCAGUCAUGCACCCGAUGAAUUUUUAAUAUCACGGUUCGGUUUUCUCUAUUAUUUCACUGCUGAGAAAACUUUUUUCCCCCAGAAGGCUUCGUCACGAAUCCAUGGAACAUGGACACAGGCCCAGAGGUUGAAUUCGAAAAGGUAAAGUACCUGUUCGAUCGCAUCAGUUGGCCCCUAGGUGUCCUAGGCAUUUGGCCGAGAAAAAAAACAUUCUCCGGACAACUGAAGCUCACAAUAUUCCUCACAUAUUUCACCUGUCAUCUCUCCAUGCAAUUGCUCGAUCUCGCCACUGUCAUGGGGAGUCUUGAACUGGUGAUACUGAACCUAACGGAAACGGCCUUUCAAACAAUGGCAAUAUGUCGAAUAAUCAUAAUUCGUUUUGGUGAAACAACCGGUAAAAUCAUUGACGCAAUCGACGAGGAUGUAGUAAUCGAGAAUUUCAAGGAUCCCCAGGAGUUGCGGAUUCUCCAUCGGCGUUCGGCAAUGGCUGAAAAAUUUUAUCGCCUGGGAACCAAACUGGCAGCUGUCACUGCUCUCAUGUAUUAUAUGACACCACUGCAGACGUACCUCCUAACACGAAUGACGAAUGGCACAGCAGUCCUGGUGAAUCCCUACCGAAUUUAUCAUUUCAUCGAUCUGUCAUCGAUCGAGAGAGCUGCCAUCGUUUACGUCUGUCAAUUUCCAAUGAUGUACACAGGUAUAUCUUUCGUGACGUCUUACAGCAUUUUAUUGGCGAUUGUCAUGAACAUCAGCGCUCAACUUUCCAUCCUCACUCGUAGAGUAUCAACCAUGAAGAGUGAUAUCUCAGAUCCUCGUGAUUUUUUUCGUCGACACACCAGGCAACACAUCAAAAUAUUGCUGGUGGCCCAGUGGCUCAAUGACGCCUUUCAUCUGGCCCUCCUCUACGAUCUCUUCGCCACGACGAUUUUGUUAGGACUAAUUAUCUACCAAUUUUUACUACAUGUCGACGAGGCUGAUGCCUUCGGUGUUUUUGGAUUGGCAACAUAUAUCUUCUCGAUGACAGUAUUAGUGUUCACCAAUUGUUUCAUGGGGGAGUGUUUGAACGAUGAGUGUGCUGCACUCCUGAAUGCCUACUACGAGUGCAACUGGUACGAGAUGUCACCUUUCUGCAAGAAAGCAUUGAUUAUAUGUAUGGAAACGACUCAAGAGCCCAUACGACUGACGGCAGAUCAUGAAAUCAUCGAUGGUGUACGUGUCAAUGCUACGGACAAUGAUUUAAUGUCGAAUAGAUAUAAUUGUUGCACAAAAAAUUGCAUGGGAAAUGUGGAAAAUAUUUUAAUUUUACGAAAAAUAUAG